CUUCCCUUUUGUAGAUGCCUCAAUGCAACUUAGGGGACAAGUUUAGAUUUUUGUGAAAAUACAUUGAAUUGCCACAUUACUUAUGGAUGAAGGAAGGGGAGACGGAGAAUAUGUGUUGGUUUUAAUGAGGUGACCUCCCUGUGUGUACUUCUCACUUUUGAAGCUGGCUGGUGGGCUGGAGCCGCGAUGCAUGACAGGUCAGUCUAUUGCUGUACUUCCAAAAGCACACUCCCGCUCAGAGGUACCCUGUUGAGAAAAAAAUGAACCUGCCGUCCAGAGAGGAAUGUGAGGGAUGGGACCAGGCACAAGUAGUCUUCUUUAUGUGCAAGAACAAAAUGCAAGAAUGUGCUACCACUGUUAACAGACUGAAAAUUAAUGGGCAAAGACUUCUGAACCUGUCUGACAGUGACAUGAGCAAGUUUAGUCUCAUCCACCAACCGCAGCUUCAGAAGAUUGUUCAAGACAUCAAGAAAAAUGACGGCAGCUUACUGAAUAAACUGAGAAGACUGAAAAGCAAACCUCUUCCAAAAGUACCUGCGAGAGACUACAGAGUUGAUGACAGGGAAAGUGAUGACCAGCUGUCUGACCCUGAUUAUGAUAAUGACAUGUAUGAGGAUCUCCGUGAAGAUCAGGACAACAGCUACGAGCCUCCUCCCAGCCAAAGAGUCUUCACCACAGCCCCGACUGCUUCCUUCCCGAGGGGGGAGUAUCUUGACCACUGCCAUAACCGACCCAACCAGCCACCCAGGAAGCCCCUCCGCCCAAACAAAGCCUCCAAACAACUGCCCCCUGAACCCACCCAUGUGGAGAGUGAUGAAGAAGAGUACAUCAGUCCAGACGGCAGUAAUGAUGAUGACAACUACGUUGAACCUGCAGAGGAGCCAGCUUCCAAUCCCAUGAUAAAAGGUGGGAACAGAGCAGGGAGAGACCGACCCAUGUUGCCUACACCUUCACCAGGGCGCCCGCCCAGUCCUGACUUUUAUGAAGUUCCCGACAAAGAGGAAACCUCAUUAUCUCUUCCAGCAAACAGACUGUGCCCGAUCCCUACAAAACAGUCACACUCUUUACCACCUAAACCCAGCCCCAGACUGAAUGUGAGAAGAUCUCCAACAAAUGUCCAAGAGCUCACAGGUGACGAUGAAUAUGAAGUCUGUGAUCCAAAUGAUAGUUCCAGUGGUAAACCUGCAGAGGGUCCUCCUCUACUCCUACCCAAACCUUUGCCCAGAGAGAGGUCACCAAAACCACCAUUAAAGCCGAGGCCUGAUUUAAAACCUAAGGCAUUUGAAUCCCGAACGCUGCCUGUGAUGCAAACUGACCUGAAGCCUCCAGCAAAGGCUUUCACACUGGACUUGAAACGGCCAAAAAUUCCUCUUCCUCAGUCAACCUCCCCCAAACCAGCUAAUGGAGGAAGUGUCUCUGCUGAAAAUGGAUCAAUAAACCAAGAUAAGGAUGCAGACGUGUAUAAGAAAUCCUGGUAUGCAAGCACAUGCGACCGCAAGACUGCUGACGAUGUCUUGGUCCGCUCGAAUAAGGAUGGGGCGUUUAUGGUGAGGAAGAGCUCCGGUCAGGACUCACUGCAGCCCUAUACAUUAGUGGUGUUUUACAAGGGCAGAGUGUACAACAUCCCAAUCCGCUACAUACCAACAACUCAGCAGUACGCUCUGGGAAGAGAGAAGAAAGGGGAGGAGUAUUUCAGCAGCGUCUCCCACAUCGUCGAGAACCACCAGAGGACUCCUCUGGUGCUAAUUGACAGCCAGAGUAACACCAAGGAUGCCACCAAACUGUGCUACCCCAUGAGGCCCUAGAUGACCCUCGUUGAUGGCACAAAUGAUUGGACUUGUGCAUCCUAACCCGCUGCGUUUACUGUCAGACUUUAAAUUACAGAACUCAGUAUGUGAUGCUUUUUUUCCCUGCUUGAUUGUUAAUGUGAAGCCCAGUCAACAGGACUGUAUGCUGGAGCUGCCUGCAUUGCUGGCCAUGCAGAGCUAAAGCAGCACUGACUCAGAAGAUUUUUUAUUAAAAAAUGUAUUAAAAUGAAUGUAAUGGAUGAGAUGUGGUGCUGUAGCUGAAAGAAGCAGGUAGCAAAAUGUUUUGUUUUUAUUUUUUUUAUAGCAAUACUUUGGGGAACCAAAAAAACUAGGUUGUAUAUUGUUUUAAUAAAACUCAUGUGUCGUAUAUUUCAGCUCACAUAUUCAUCACAAAAUGCCACCAGCAACUGACAAACUGGUUCAUUUAUUUUCUGGUCGACAAGUAAUGCUCUCAUAAUCAUGCACAAUUGUUGCAUAACAAAAAAAAA
Micropterus salmoides (largemouth bass) is the source of this 2296-nucleotide messenger RNA. It is a transcript of the gene blnk, whose product is annotated as B cell linker. Bases 261 to 1805 code for a protein of 514 amino acids. The transcript is spliced from 24 exons. Gene Ontology annotation, biological process: cell surface receptor protein tyrosine kinase signaling pathway; intracellular signal transduction. The record is from RefSeq and is a predicted model, not a curated record. NCBI's taxonomy places the organism in Eukaryota, Metazoa, Chordata, Actinopteri, Centrarchiformes, Centrarchidae.